GCAGUUGUAUUUGUGACCGACGGAUUGGACUGCGGUAAUUGAUGUAAAUUGAGGAGUGGUGACUCAAAUUUAGAGCUUUUCAAGGUCUACCUUAAAACCACAAACUUUCCUUGACAGAAAAAGUUGUCGGAAGUGGACCAAUCUCCGCAUCACCAUCAUUCAAAAAAAUGCAAGAUUAUCGUUUGAUUCAAGCCACAGCUCCGAGGAAUUGAUUGGUCAUUUCAUGCAAAACAGGCUUCGUUUUCAGGAGCGCCUCAAAGUUUAGUGCGCUUCCCAGACUAAACCGGUUAGUCAAGAUGUCCGAGGCAGAGGGAUACUAAAAGGUUGGAAACUAUUGAUCCAUAUGCUUCCAUCGUUAAAGGACACGUCUUGGAAGCCAUUUUGAGAGGAAUGAUGGGUGUGGUUCAGCUGCUAAAGUCCCAGUUCGUGUGUCACCUGAUCAUCUGCUACGUCUUCUUGGCUAGCGGUCUUCUUAUCAACCUAUUACAGGUCUGCACGCUCCCGCUCUGGCCAAUCAACAAGCAGCUGGCUCGCAGGAUCAACUGCAGGCUGGGGUACUCCUUAGCUAGCCAGAUGGUGGCAGUGCUGGAGUGGUGGUCCGGGACUGAGUGCACGUUGCACACGGACCCCGAGAGCUUCCAACUGUACGGCAAGGAGAGUGCCAUCGUUGUCCUCAACCACAACUUUGAGAUCGACUUCCUGUGCGGCUGGACCUUCUGUGAGAGGUUCGGGGUUCUCGGGAGCUCCAAGGUGUUGGCCAAGAAGGAGCUGGCAUACGUGCCUCUGAUUGGCUGGAUGUGGUACUUCCAGGAGAUUGUGUUCUGUAAGAGGAAGUGGGAGGAGGAUCGCAGAACUGUGGCCCAGAGUCUGCAGAACCUCAGAGACUACCCAGAGAAGUUCUGGUUCCUGCUGCACUGUGAGGGGACCCGCUUCACCCCGGAGAAGCACCGUGCCAGCAUGCAGGUGGCCCAGAGCAAGGGCCUGCCCAGCCUGAAGCACCACCUCCUGCCCCGCACCCGGGGCUUCUGGGUGACCGUCCAGAACCUCAGGGGAACUGUCGCUGCAGUUUACGAUUCCACGCUGAACUUCCGGAACAACGAGAACCCCACGUUGCUGGGACUGCUCAACGGGAAGAAGUAUCACGCAGAUUUAUAUGUAAGGAGAAUUCCGCUGGAGUUGGUCCCUGAAGAUGAGGCAGAGUGCUCUGCUUGGCUCCACAAGCUCUACCAGGAAAAGGACCAGUUCCAGGAGCUUUACGCCCAGACCGGCCGGUUCCCAGGGCCCACACUGAGCCUCCCUCGUCGGGCCUGGUCCUUACUCAACUGGCUGGUCUGGGCGGGCCUGCUGCUCUACCCCUUGGGCCUGGUGUUGGCGCAGCUGGUCCAGUCCGGGUCCACCUGCAGCGUCCUGGCCUCCCUCUGCCUGUGCUCCAUGGCUUCAGCAGGAGUGCGCUGGAUGAUCGGACAGACAGAGAUCAACAGGGGCUCCAGCUACGGGGUAAAGGAGAGCAACACCUCGAACAACUGAGAUUUUACCUGCCCUCAAACCCGACCUGUCUACGCCUAAACAAUCCUGAGGCUUCAAACCAAACCUGCCUGCACACUGAAUAUGCCGAUGCCAAAGGCCCUCAUCUGCCCUGAAGCAGUCGAGUAGAACCAGACCAGCCCCACCGGACCACAGGUCUGCAGGCUGCAGAUAGACCGUUGUUCAGCUUAAUAAAAUGGUCAGCUGUGUUUCUUAUGGGUACUGUCUGUACAUGUUUUGUCUGCAUGUUUGCAGAAAAAGCUUUGAUUUAUUUCUACUCCUAGUAAAAACAAAUUCAUUUCAAACCACAGAUACUGCAUACAUGAUGCUGUACUUUCUACAUGCACUAUUUUGUCUGUUGCUUUGAAGAAAAUAAAGUACGACGUGAAAUAAACAUGUAA
This is a messenger RNA of Hypomesus transpacificus, 1925 nucleotides long. RefSeq names its product 1-acylglycerol-3-phosphate O-acyltransferase 4 (lysophosphatidic acid acyltransferase, delta) (gene agpat4). Lineage: Eukaryota; Metazoa; Chordata; Actinopteri; Osmeriformes; Osmeridae. Bases 391 to 1527 code for a protein of 378 amino acids. Gene Ontology annotation, molecular function: 1-acylglycerol-3-phosphate O-acyltransferase activity. The record is from RefSeq and is a predicted model, not a curated record. The transcript is spliced from 9 exons. Gene Ontology annotation, cellular component: mitochondrial outer membrane; endomembrane system.